GAAAGCCGCGUCUGGCGGGCAGAGCAACUCAAAAUUUUCCGUCGACAUAAAGCUGAUGAACUGAUUGGAAAUUGUUUAUAUAUUUUCAAAUUUUUCAGAUUACCAAAUCGCAGAAAAUAUCGCAAUCAAGAUGGAAAAAGUGAUGUCAAACGGGCUGCUCGUCUCCACCAUCAUGGAACAUCUUCCCGUCUCCGAUCUUAUCCAGUGCGCCCAAGUUAACCCACUUUGGGAACAAAUGGCCGUGAAAUGGCUGAACCGAAAGGCCAUCGUCAACCUCGACUAUGACGAAAAACCCAUGUCAACUUAUCUGAAAAUGGUCCGUGGCGACGGUGACGAAACGAUUGGGCGAUGUCACGACCAGAUCGCCCUGGACGGAAUGGGUUCUCGGAACGUUCGAGACAUAUUUUUCGGCAGCAAGCAUACCGUCACUCGAGAACAGUUUGACACCCUGGUCGCAGCCGUGCAGGAAUUUGGACACUGCGUGAAAACGCUAAAGGUCCAGUUGGAGUUUGGCGAAGGGAAACCACUCCCUACCGAAUACCAAACGAUCUUCUCCUCCGCCCAAAACGUGGAAUUCCUCUCGUUCGAAUUUCAAUUUCCCGGUCACCUCGAAUCUCUCGCCACGCUGCCCCCACAACUAUCCUUCCCCCACUUGAAAAUACUCUCCUUCUGUACGACCUGCAUCCGCCCCCUAACGGACGGACUAAAGUGGACGGAGGAAAGCUUGCGCGCCGUGUUGGGCAAGAUUACCGCGGCGGCGCCGAAUCUCGCCGACGUCUCGGCUGGGCGGGACGAAACGAUGGGAAUUAUUCUUGAAGAGGUCGCCAAAUCGGGGGGAAUACGCCGCCUCGAGGAGAAAAUUCAGGCUAUCGAGACCUGCCCGAAAACCAGAACGACCACGAUUUUGAUGGAGACGGGGUUCGAAAAUCUGAAAACUCUCAAGCUCGCGAUUCGUUCGGAAACGCGGGACAAUUUUGGGAAGAUUGUGGAGAAGUAUAAGCACACUUUGGAAAAGCUGCAUGUCUCCUUGGCGUAUGGGGGCGGGGGGUGGUUGAUCUUUCCGAAGAGUAUGGACAGGUUGGAAGAAUUACACGUGGACUUCAACUGUCCAUUUUUUCAGGAUGAAUACGCCAAGAAAUAUCCGGCCUUAAAAUUCCCUUCUUGUACCGAAUCCGGGCACGAAUUCUACCCCAAGUUGGAGAAAGUUGUGAUGGGAGGGACUCGUCAGACGGAACGCGUCAUGCCAAAAUAUUUGGCCAUCAUUUUUCCGGGACAAUAUUGGCGGAAACGGCUUCCCAUGCCAGAAUUUGGAUUUCCAUCCGUACGCCAUCUCGAGCUCGAGAAGUACGACUACGACGUGGAGGAAUGGGAUUUGGCCACGUUUCGACGGAUCGUGAAUUACUUCCCGAACUUGUACAAUGCUGAUACUUCUGAUAUUGCUACCGAAUACGAUGACGACGACGACAGCGAGGACACUUCGGAGGAGGAAUUUUUUUCUGAGUCUGACUCCGACGAGUAGGUUAAGGUUGAAUUGUGUGUGGGUUUUGAAUUUGAAUUUUUUUGUCUCAACUUUCUCUUCUUCCACGUAUUUAUGUAUUUAAAUAGAACGGUUUUGUAACUUGUUCAUCUUUUACAUGUGUUUUUUUUACAAAAUUAGGAUUUUAUUAUAUCUCAAAAUCGAUAAUUAUGCAAAGUUAGAAGGUUAGAAUUUUCCCGUUCUUCUUCGAUGAGAAAUAGAAAUAUAACAAAAUAAUAAGUAUCAACUAAAUAUUUGUUGAACGAUAUACGUAUGUUUUCUAUGCAUAAAUCAGCAUAAGCGGGUGUUUUUCAAUUGCCAUAUAUGUAUAUUAUUGUAAGCAUUUAUGUAAAUAUGUGUGUUUUAGUGAAUGCCAAAAAAAAUUAAAGUCAAUUGGUACAGCCGUUUUGGCUCUAUCGUGCCGGACAGACAGACGGACGGACGGACAUGACGGUUCCAUAAGCCCUGACUCGGGCUAAAAAGCCAUUAUUCAAAGGGAUUCAUAAGAUUAUUAGGUUUUAUCAUUUUAUUUUUAAUUCGCAUGAAACACAUAAAUAUGUAUAGAAUUUUGUUUGGGAUAAAAUAUAUAGAUACAUACAGUAUGUAACUUUAUUGUAGAUGCAGUGCAUGUAUUUGAUAUAUAAAUCGGGAAUACUUUGUAGCGACUAAA
This is a messenger RNA of Folsomia candida, 2186 nucleotides long. RefSeq lists its product as uncharacterized. Lineage: Eukaryota; Metazoa; Arthropoda; Collembola; Entomobryomorpha; Isotomidae. The record is from RefSeq and is a predicted model, not a curated record. The transcript is spliced from 6 exons. Bases 131 to 1519 code for a protein of 462 amino acids.